AUGGGCUACCAUGAGUCGUACGCAAAAACCCCUGUCGGCAAGAAAUGGAGUUACACAAGCUCCUACCACUACGAUCUCACUCCGACAGAAAAACUACUGAAAUACUCCAACUUUAUCUUCGCUUUCGCCAUUAUCUACGUUUCUAUGACCUUUGUAUCAGUUAUAGUUCAAGGAGCAGGAGUUGGAAUUGCAGUUGAGCAGAUUAGCACAUUAAAAGACGGGGUCAACAGAACAUUUUAUGAGAUGGUAGAGAAUUACGCAGAUUACAACUUUGAAGAAAACUCGACAGCUCCAAUAGACUACAUGCAGUCUACUUUGGAGUGUUGUGGGCUUUAUGAAGGUUACGGAGAUUGGAAUGCGACCUCCAAAUUAGCUACUGAGUGGAUCAAACUGCACGCUAUUGAUACUCCUGACUCGUGCUGUAUAAAGGACAAGAUCAAGACUCGGUGUGGUUUUGGACAGGCAAGACCUUUAGAAAACUCGAAAGACAGAAUAGUAUAUAAGACGGGCUGUGCUGACAAGUUUUACAGCUGGAUUGACGGUAAAGUGAGCAGUGUGACAGUUAUUGCUAUAGCUAACAUUGUCUGCCAGCUGACGAGCGCUACUUUCCUCUUCCUGCUCCGACAAAGUAUGCAGGUCAUCACUUUUUAA
Messenger RNA from Bolinopsis microptera, 651 nucleotides. RefSeq names its product tetraspanin-5-like. Bases 1 to 651 code for a protein of 216 amino acids. The record is from RefSeq and is a predicted model, not a curated record. Lineage: Eukaryota; Metazoa; Ctenophora; Tentaculata; Lobata; Bolinopsidae. The transcript is spliced from 6 exons. Gene Ontology annotation, cellular component: plasma membrane.